Molecule: messenger RNA, 2102 nt
Organism: Puccinia graminis f. sp. tritici CRL 75-36-700-3
Lineage: Eukaryota; Fungi; Basidiomycota; Pucciniomycetes; Pucciniales; Pucciniaceae
Product: peptidylprolyl isomerase
Exons: 4
Coding region: 141-1454 (437 amino acids)
Biological process (GO): protein peptidyl-prolyl isomerization
Cellular component (GO): nucleus
Molecular function (GO): RNA binding; peptidyl-prolyl cis-trans isomerase activity
Source: RefSeq, a predicted model, not a curated record
CGCUCAACUCGAACCAACUCAGCAGGCUCACCAACAAUCUUCAGGAAACAUCGUAACAUCACAUUUCGAAGUCUCGGACACCCACCCCCAUCUUGCGAACGGCCAAUACGUCCACUGGUGGCAACCGGAGGUUCGACACAAUGAGCGUGUUGUUUGAAACCAGCUUAGGGGAUCUAGUCGUCGAUCUAGAGGUCGAAUUGUGCCCGAAAACGAGCGAAAAUUUCCUGAAACUAUGCAAGAUUUAUUACUACAAUUUCUGCUCAUUUUUUAACGUACAGAAAGACUUCAUUGCUCAAACCGGAGAUCCCACUGAUCUUGGAACCGGUGGCGAAUCUAUAUAUGCCCGACUCGAACGAAGUGAUUCGCAUCCAGACUAUGGCAACCGGUACUUCAGAUCAGAACUAGCGACCCAAAAGGCGCACAAGUCGCUCAAUCAUGGUCGACGCGGGACGCUGGCGAUGGCCGUCUCCGAAGGGAAGUGUGCGAGCCAAUUCUUCUUCACGCUUGCGGACGGACUGAACGAGCUAGAUGGCAAGCAUGUGGUCUUUGGCCGACUGGUUGAAGGCUUCGAGACCUUGGAGCAGAUCAACAAUGCCUUGGUUGAUGACCAGGGUCGGCCACUACGAGACAUCCGAUUACGACACGUGAUCGUCCUCGACGACCCCUUCGACGACCCACCCGGGAUCCUUAUUCCUCCCCAAUCACCAGCCGAGCCUUCGAGCCAUCAGGGGAAAGUGCUUCGCGUCGGGGACGACGAAGAACUCGACCAAGAGCUCGAUCCGGAGGUGGUCGAAGAACGGCGGCGGGAGCGGGAAGCUCGAGCUCAAGCGCUGACGCUCGAGAUGGUCGGUGAUCUACCCUUCGCCGAGGUCGCCCCUCCCGAAAACAUCCUCUUCGUUUGCAAACUCAACUCGAUCACUCGCUCCGAGGACCUCGAAUUGAUCUUCAGUCGCUUCGGAACUAUCCUGAGCUGCGAAGUCAUCAAAGACGCCAAGACCGGCGACAGCCUUCAGUAUGCAUUUAUUGAAUUCGAUCAACGUGAAGAUGCUGAACGGGCGUACUUCAAAAUGGAUGGCGUCCUGAUCGAUGAUCGUAGGAUCCACGUUGAUUUCUCACAAUCAGUAUCCAAACUACAUUCGGAUUGGAUUUUCAAGAGGACAGGGAAACGAGUGAAGCCGAACCAGACCUACGAACAGCGCCCCAAGAAACGGCAGCCCUCGGAAAGAUCUCCACCACGUGCAAGGCGUGAUUCGAAGUAUGAGAUGUCAUUUGAUGACGCCGAUCUGAUAGAGCGUUCUGCGCGACGUUCUGACCAUCGAAGACACGAUGAUCGACGCCCACAUUCCAGCAGGGACCAUAGAUCCAAUCAUCGUCAAGAUUCCAGAGCCCAUCAUGACUCCAGACACGAUCAUAGCAGACGUCGAUCUAGAAGCCCCGCCCGCAGACACCGGUAGCAACACUCAUCUCCCCUCCCCCUCACUUGUUCGUUAUCUCCAGGUGAUCCCACAAGACAGCGUUCAUCCAUCGCAUUCAGUUCUCAGUGAAACCGAUAAAUCUCCAAUCCAAAUAGAGGCAUCGGAUGGCUUUGCGGCAAAUUGUGCCCACCUGCCACAAACCUUCGGGAAACCCACCCCGAUUUAUUUUCUUAUUUUACCGUUUGAAUGGAUUGUGUCGCAACGUCCUCGGACAAAAAAAAGAACGUUUUUUUGCCAGGAACAUCAUAUUCCGAUCGCGCGCCUAACUUCUCAAGUGACAAUGAGACCAAAACUGAUAUGCUUGCUUUAUUUACACGUCCGCAAAAAAAUCACUUGUACCGGCUCUUGUUGUAUGUUUACCAAACGCCUCCGCCAAUUCCUGAAAGAAAAAAAAAGCAUUCAUCCAAAUCUACUACUGAGGGAUGUGGAAAUGACGCCCCCUGGUUUUCAGUGGGGAGUGGGUUAUUCUCGGGCAGUGUGUCCAUGCUUUCUUCUCUCCGAUGUAAUCUAUGGACAUCGCUUUGGACUCAGGAUCAUCUCUGAUGUGAGACUAUUUCGUGAGCACGAAAGAGUAAAGAUGUACUAGAACAUGUAGAUCUACUUGACUUGUGCAGUGAAAGCGUCAUU